Molecule: messenger RNA, 978 nt
Organism: Cicer arietinum (chickpea)
Lineage: Eukaryota; Viridiplantae; Streptophyta; Magnoliopsida; Fabales; Fabaceae
Product: serine/threonine-protein phosphatase 7 long form homolog
Biological process (GO): meristem maintenance; meristem development
Source: RefSeq, a predicted model, not a curated record
AUGGUGGAGAGAUGGAGACCAGAAACUCACACAUUUCAUCUUCCAGUAGGUGAGUGCACCAUAACUCUGGAAGAUGUAUACUACAUUUUAGGAUUAAAUGUUUCUGGUUUUCCUGUUAGCGGUUCAAAUUUUGUGAAUAUUAAAGAAAUUUGUCACGAUUACUUAGGAGUUAUCUCACCUCAAGGAGCAACAAAAGGUAACUCUAUUAAAUUAAAGUGGCUCAAGGAUACGUUUGACGAUGUUGGUGAAAAUGCAUCUGUAUUAGAAAAACAAGCAUCUUGUCGAGCAUACAUCCUACGUAUGAUUGGAGGGUUAUUGAUGUCUGACAAAUCCAACAACCGGUAUCGUUUGUCUUGUGUCGCUCCAGAAUCAUCCAAUCCAUGGAUAUUUCCACUUGCACAAAGAUUUAAUUCUGGUGGUCUAAAUUUCGGUAAAGUUCCUCAUAAUGACAUAGAAGGAUACCGAAAAACAAUUGAUCAUAUGAUGGUUGACGAAUUCUAUUGGAGACCUUAUCUCAUGUUCCAACAUGAAGUUUCAGAGGAAGAGAUGGUCACUUGGACUGCAUGUACCUAUCUGCAUUGUUUUCAUAUUGUUGAAAAACAUCAUACAGAUAGGGUCACACUUCAGUUCGGCUUCCAUCAACAAAUACCACAACCACCGGAGGACAUGAGAGCGUACCAUGAGGUCGACAUGAGGCAUGAGGUUGAUGAUAACUGGAAUUGGGUUUGGAAGGAAGAAAUUCAACAUUGGAAUGAGCGUCACAAUUACGUGUUGCAAAGUAAGAUCGUAGAAGAAAGUGGACUUUUCUAUAAUUUGUUUGGAACUCAGUGCACAACUCCUGAAACAGCUGGUAGUGGUUCUAAUCCACCUACAACUAACGUUCAAGAUAAUGAUCAGGAUGAACCAGAAAACCUCAACUCGUUCAAAGGGCUAAACGAGUUCGACGAAAUCCUAGAUGUGGAACUGGAGGUCAUUUAG